GCUGCGCCGGGCCGGCGCGCGCGACAAAAUAAUUUUUUAAAGCACCCGUUUUUGCCGCGGGGCCGCCGCCACUAAGCAAGUCUUUUGAAGAAAAGCUUGUUGCAGCAAGAGUGGUGGCGCGACUAAGCAGAGUACGGCAGUUGAAAUUCGCGAUCACAAGAGUCGCGCCGCGACAUCGUAAAGUCACCACGACUCUUAAAAAUUCCUCUUCUCUCUAGAUAAGAAUUUUUCAGGAUCCCGCCGCGACUUCGCGACUCAAUAGCGAUCGCGCCGCGCAAACGGGAGUUCAUAGCGAUCGCUUGCGUGACAUCGCGUACGCGCCGCGACUAGGGCGCGAGAGUCGACCUGGGUAGUUGAUAUCUUGGUUUACGAUGUCAGUAAGCUACCGACAAUGCAAAAGCGAACGGAAGGGGAGUUUUUUCCGUUUUCUUUCAACUCUCCUCCUUACUUUUCUAAUUUAAAAUGUCGAUGAUCGGCUUUUAGGAAAGUAAUGAGCAGAGUUAUUAGAGAUGCACUGUGGAAAAUAAACGGUCGUAGAACGUGUCCUAGUUAUUCCCUAAACAUGUCCCUGCAUAUGUGGCAUUUUCUGCUUCAUCUCUUUCUCGUAAGUACGUGAAAAUCAAAAAACUAACAUUAAUUCCUGUGAGUUCAAACUCGUCAACAAACUUUACUCUUUCCCGCUAGUCAGUUCUGCCAUGCCUGUGAUAGUAACUAUAGAACUGCCACUUUUAUGAACGUAUCUUGCUUCUGAUUCGUCCGUUCCAGUGACAUCAAUCGUGAAAAUUAUUUAUAGAAAAGCAAAGAGGAUUUUCUAAAAGAUAAUAAAAAGAUCGGUUUUAAAUAAUAAUAAAAUUGUUCGAAUGAUAUAAUAAACGCUAGCAUUUUAAAUACUCACUUUGCUAACAUGUGUACGAUGGAUGAGGCUGAUUAUUUUAGGAAUAUCCAUCAAAUUAGAGAUGUGCAACCCGACCCGUAUCCAACGCGAUCCGAAGGUUGUAUACGGAUACGAAGUUGUCGGUACGAGUCGGGUACGGGUUGCGUUUUUUUUAUUUAUCCGAAAGCCGUAAGGUUUUAGUAAAAACUACAAAGCUUUAGUGGAAAAUACAAGAUUUUAGCUAAAAUACAUGAAGUUUUAAAAUAUAGUUACUUGAGAACGUAAUGAUAAUUUGUCAUCUCCAGCCGAAAAACAAAAGUUUUUACUUGGAAAACGAAAAGGAGAAAAUUUUUAGGCAUAAGUCGGGUACGGAUACAAAGUUCUCAGGUCGGUCGGGUACAGGUACGAAAACGAUCUUGUAACCUGUCUCUAUUAUGCCAUAUUUACCCUUCUUCUCUUCAGUUCUUGUUCUUUUUUUUCUUUUUCUGAUUUUGAUUUUAUUUGUUAUACUUUUACCUUCUCAUUUUCUUCUUUCUGGUCGUUCACUUUCUUAUUGUAUGUAUGUUGUGCGCAUGUAUUCUGUGUAUAUGUUUUUAUGAGGACUACGCGAUUACAAUUACAAAAUGUAGAGUUCAAACACUGCUAUUAUUCCUAGAAUCCAGAACUUUGCAUAUGUAAAGUUAAACUUUACAUGUUCAGAAUUCUUACAUAUAUUAAAAGUUGCACACUCACCCUCACCCCCACCCCUAUCAUUACAUUCUCAAGUAAUUCUUUUUUUAAACUUUCAUGUAUUUUAACUAUACUCCUAUAUUUUUUUACUAAAAUUUUGUGGGUUUUCCACUAGAACCUUCCGGUUUUCAGGUAAAUUAAAACAAAAUAGAACCCGUAGCCGUAACUGCUCUACCCAAACCCAGCCUUCGAGUUGGGUCGGGUACGUGUAUAUUUUACACGUUCCAUUUCGUUAAAAAUUAUUUGAAUGAGUCGAAAACUUCAGGAUGUACAGCAUUUAGGCUAUCCUAUAUUCUAUUUUUAAGGCAUCUAAGAAAGGACUUACAAAAGCGUCUUGGUCUGCCACGAGCUUUCUGGAAAGCUUUUAUUCCAAAACAAAAAUUUUUCAAUCGUAUAACCAAGUUUGAUGGGCAAAGACGUUUGAAUAGAAUCAUGGGUAGAGGUGCAGACAGAAAGAGAAAAUGGAGAGUGAAUAAGAGGUUACAAGGUUGGUCCUGGCGUGAGAUUAUGCAUGCUAGUUCUCGUCAUGGAUAUUUAUGUUCUAACAGCAAUUGCCUGUCUAAAGUAAUCACUAGUAAUCGUUCAAAUGAGCAAAUGUUAACAGUUAAGGACAAAGUAAUUCAAGAACAAGCCCAGACAAAUGAUGACAUAGUGAAAAUAGAUGACAUGUUGCAAAAUCAAUCGAAAGCAAAAUUUCGAGAUGAAAAGACUGAAACUUCAACAUCGGAUGAUGAAUCGGAACAAGAAUAUCAAAAUAAAAAGGUUUUUAUAAUAAAAAGAAAACCUUUGCUCGAUGGGGCUAAAAGACUUGAGAACAUUCUUCAACAACUUGAUGACAGAAAAAGGCGACUUGCUGUAAGACGAGAAAAUUCUCAUAAAUUUAGAGAAAAAUUGAUGAAAAAAUAUAAUCGACAAUGUGUAGUUACAGGUGAAACAAUUGCAUUGGUUUUAGAUGCUGCACAUAUACGUAGUUACAAUGGUAAAUAUUGCAAUGAUGCAAGUAAUGGAUUAAUAUUAAGAACAGAUAUACAUAAGUUAUUUGAUAACGAUUUGUUGAAAUUGGUACCAAAUCAGUUCGGAACAGUUGUAGUUGAAGCUGAUUGUUUACUAAAAAGUUCAUCAAUAUACAAAGCACUAAAUGGAAAAAUUUUGACAAGUAUUAAUGAUCCGUUAACAAUCACACUUCUUCGUGCUCAUUAUUCAGACGAACUACCAUGA
Didymodactylos carnosus is the source of this 2821-nucleotide messenger RNA. NCBI's taxonomy places the organism in Eukaryota, Metazoa, Rotifera, Eurotatoria, Philodinida, Philodinidae. The record is from the annotation of a GenBank genome assembly.